Messenger RNA from Durusdinium trenchii, 486 nucleotides. Lineage: Eukaryota; Dinophyceae; Suessiales; Symbiodiniaceae. The record is from the annotation of a GenBank genome assembly.
GUGGCCUGCUCUAUACGUUCUCCCUGAACGACUCUUUGCUGUUAGUGAACUGGCUCAGAAAGUCUCCGGUGCUCGGAUGACUCAUGCCCGAAGCGCCAAUCGUCUCUUGGCAGAGUUUCAGCAGUUGGCUGAUGAAGGCAAGAUGCGGCUCCCAUACCGUCCGUUGGAAGGACCUCCAUACUGCAUCAGCUUCUUCGACGCUUCUUUGGGCAAGAGUGACACCUACAAGGAGCAGUUUGAUCAUGUUUUGAAGACAGGUCAUUUGACGGCAGAGCGCCAAACCAUGCUGGACAUCCUUGCUGCAAAGCAGCUCAUUGAGCAAGCCCAUAUGAUGGUCGCCUGGGUUCCGACAUGGCGACAGUUUGCAGAUGGCUGGACCGAGGAUAUGGUCGAUGAACUUUUUUCCGAAUUCAAGUCCCAAGGGAUGGUGUGUCUUCGAGAGACGGUUGAGGACCGCCAAUGGGAGGCUCGAAGGGCCGAUUUGAG